Molecule: messenger RNA, 993 nt
Organism: Arabis nemorensis
Lineage: Eukaryota; Viridiplantae; Streptophyta; Magnoliopsida; Brassicales; Brassicaceae
Source: the annotation of a GenBank genome assembly
AUGAGCCUCUCCGUCGCCGGUAAAGCCACUAAGCUCUCAGUUCUCAUCUCUUCGAUGCGAUUCUCCUCCUCCGCGUCUUCGUCGACGAUCUCCUUGAAUCCAAGUGGAAGAUUGCAGCAAACUCUCGCCGGAUGUGUGGAGUUGCAAGGGAAGGCUCUGCAUUCCGGUAAGCUUUCUUCAGUAAAGCUACUUCCGGAGAUCGCCGGAGCUGGAAGAUACUUCGAGUUUCGUUCCGGAUCCAUCCCCGCGUCGAUUGAGUUUGCUCAGGAAUCGCCUCUUUGCACUACGCUGUUGAAAGAAGGGAUCAAAAUCCGAACCGUUGAACACUUGUUGUCAGCUCUUGAGGCGAAAGGAGUUGAUAAUUGUAGGAUUCAAAUCGAGAGCGAAAGUGUAGAUGAUGAGGAAGUCGAGGUCCCCAUUUUUGAUGGAUCAGCGAAAGAGUGGGUUGAUGCGAUUGAAGAAGUUGGCGUAAGCGUUGCUCAAGACCAUGCUGGUCAAAGUGUGGAGAAGAUGGUAGCACAUCUGAACAACCCUGUGCACGUUUGCAAGAAUGAUUCUUUUGUAGCUGCAUUUCCUGCUCUAGAGACUCGUAUCACUUGUGGUAUCGACUUCCCACAGGUCCCUGCUAUAGGGUGCCAGUGGUUUUCUUGGAGACCUUUACAUGACUCUUCCUUUGCAAAGGAUAUCGCACCAUCAAGAACUUUUUGUGUCUAUGAAGAGGUGGAGCGAAUGCGUGAAGCAGGCCUUAUUAAAGGAGGUUCGCAGGAUAACGCCAUCGUGUGUAGCGCUGAGCAUGGAUGGAUGAACCCUCCUCUGCGUUUUGAUAAUGAACCGUGUCGACACAAGAUCCUGGACCUUAUCGGUGACCUCUCCCUUGUAGCACAGGGCGGCAAUGGAGGACUCCCCAUAGCUCACAUAGUGGCAUUUAAGGCAAAUGCCACUUUAAAACAUCUUCUAAUCUUCUUGACAUCAAAAGAGAAAGCAGUUUUCUAA